UUCAAAGAAAUGUGAAAAUCAAUAUUUCGUACACUUACGUGAGGCACAAAGGUGUGGUGGACCUCCAGCGCUUGCAGGAAGAUGGCUCUGAACCUGGUUUUCAUCAUUCCAAAAGCACGCUCUAUCAUAGAGCGUGCCUUGGAAUGAUGGCUGUUAAAGUGCUGGGCAGCCACACCUAGAUUCCCACGUUUGUAGGGAGUGAUGAGUGGGAGUGGGCUUUGCAGGCAUGGGUACCCACCAUCUGCGAGGAUGAAGUGCCCUGGAGGAGGGUAGACUGACUGCCUGUACAGGGGGCUGUGGCGGAGCACCCUGAAGUCGUGCACCGACCCCGGCCAGCCCACGUAGGUGUCAAUGAAGCGGCCCUGAUGGUCACACACAGCCUGCAGGAUGAUAGAGGGGAACAGUUUCCUGUUCCUGUAGCAGUGACCAUCAGGGCCGCUUGGAGGCUUGAUCCUGAUGUGGCAGCCGUCGAUGGCACCUGCAGCUUUAACAAAAGCUCUGUGCCGUGCCAGCCCUGCAAACCCCUGGGACACCACCUCCAGGUCUUCAGGGGUCUUUGGAAGGUGGAUGACCUGGUGGCGAAUGGCCACAACCUCCUCCGUGACUCUGUGGACGAUGCGGUGGACAGUCGAACGAGGUAUCCCGAACGCUCUGGAAACCACCCUGUAAGAUGCUCCACUUGCCAACCAGAAAAGAAACACCAGGGUCUCAAUUGUGGCACCCCAACCAUGACGCCGAUCUUGGUUCAGCAGAUUCAGCAGCACUGAAAGGGACUCCCUGCUCACACGAAAGUCUGGUCUCGGAUCUUGCUGGUUGAAGAAACGGUCCAGGACUGGGACACUCAGGUUAAUCCUGCAGUAUCUGGGUCUAGUCUGGUUAAAGAGAAAUACAGAACAAAUAAAGUUUUAUUUCAAAGCUGUAAUUGUAAAUGUGAUAAUAUUGUACAUAUUCAUGGUAUUCUUUCACAAUUCUAAAAAAUUAACUUUUGAACAAUGUAUGCAAUGAAGACCAAAAGAUCAAUUAUGUUUUGAAAGUGCUGUCCAUCAUUAAGUUUAGUAAGUCAUAUAAAAAGUUUUUAUUUUCGUUCACUAGAUGUCCUUCUACAGGUAGUGUAAUGUGCUCUUUCUGCUUACAGUUAUUUGUUAUUUAAUGACAUCCAUAUUUUAGAAUGAUUUAUUUGUUAUUUAAGCCUUUUUCCCAUUAGUUUUUCUUCUUACUUGAGUAACUCUUUUGGUGGGGAGCUUUAGUAGUUGAGUAAGUAUAAAAGAUUUGAAGUUGUAUUUUAGUAUAAGGUUCGAUUUUAAUACGGAGUAUGUUUGCAACCUGUAAGAAGUAGCUAAAACUAUCCAGUAAGCUAGCUAUAGCCGAUAGGUAAAGGCUACUUAAUAGAAACUACAAUACCUGUUCAUUGUUGCUUCUCAGCCUGAGCAAUAUAAAAUGCCUUCGCCGUCGAUACAUCUCUUGUAACUCCUCCAGAAGCAAGGAAAUUAUUAAAAAGCUCAAUAAUGCUUCGAGCGCUACCAUUUUCCUUCUCCCUUCUGCUCAGCGCGGUUCCAUGGUUGCUAGGCGACGGAACGUUCGCCGAGGGAGAGGCGGGAAUUCAUGAAGGCUAGGCCUGUCCAAAUUCACAGCCGUUAACAUCCGGUCUACCCGGCCGACGGAGGACGCAGCCCACGUCGGCCGGGUGGGCUGGGUCCUUCGAAGGAUGCAGACCCUGAAUUGAGACACAGCCAAUGUCAUUCUGCAUGUGGUCCAAGAGGCGCACACGUUUUCACGGUGUCUGAAGACGAUAAGAGAGAGAGAGAGAGCAAAAUAAACAUCCGAAGACAUCAGUAUGAUGCGUGGCCAUUCUUUGUUGGACCCCUGUAGUUACAGUGAAAACGUACCGCCAACGUGCCUGGAAGUUCAACGUUAGAAGCAGUGAAUGUUCCAGAAGAAGAAAAGAAGAAAGGUUCUUGACAGCGCAGUGUGUGUGGUUCGAGAACAUAGCGGAAAGGAGGCUUGCAAACUCGAAAAGAGGAAACAUCAUUAUUGGCGCUUUGGACGGAAACAACCACGACUUCACCAAUAGAGGGCGACAUUGACCAUCAUAAACGACAGCUCUGCAACCGUCUGCAACUCUCUGCCGUUGCACACAGCAAAAACUGUAUAAUCCCCUGUCUUCAAGGAAAAGAUAACGGCUCUGCAGUCAACGUCAGGUUGGGCUGUGAUAUAUCCACAACUGUUAGUAAAGUUUGGAGAGGUCUAUUAAAAUAAUAAUUGAUUUUGUAUGAGAAAGGUACUGAGUUAAAGGUAACCAGCCUGUCAUAGCCAAACUGUUCCCCGUUAAUUUACAAGUGGUGUUGUUUAAAGUGUUCUAAUGAUGUUUAAGAGUUCAACUUAAAAGAAGACUAACAAGGGGUGUUGUUAAGCAAAUUGUUGCAAGAAUCAGAUUGUAUUGAGAAAUAUAUGUUUGCCAGGAUCGCAUAUACAUAUAGCAACGACUUGUUAUGCAGCAGGUUUGCUGAAACAUGUACAAUGUCAGUAAACAGAAAAAUCACAUAUUGAAGAAUUUGGAGAACAAAUCGAUUCCCUUAAGGAAGAGCUAAGUAGAUUGAAUGAACAAUUGAAAUUACAGACUGAUGAUGUUGAAAGGGAGAAAUUUGAGUUACUCAUAGGUGAUAUUCAUGCUAAAAUAGAAAUAAAGCAGAAGACUGCCGCUAAUACUUCAAGAAUAGAGCUCAGGAAAUCCUCAAGGGAGCGAAAGUUAACACCCAAAAUGUUAGAAAUUAAGCAACAAGAGUUUUCUCAGAAGGAGAGUAAAUUUAUCAAACUAUAUGAAACCUGGAAAGAACAAGUUAAAGCUACACGUUCCAAACUUAAAGAAGAGUGCUCUGACCAGGAAUUAGCUGACAUGAUGGAUACUGUCGAAGGGCUGGAGUCACAAGUGAAAAAUACAUACGAAGAUAUAAGAUCGCAGGCAGCCCCUUCUACUGAGACCAGAAGAAAAAUUGAUUCCUGCACAGCAGUAACAGCGGACUUGAUGAGAAUACUUAAAGUACGUAUGAGUGAAGUGGGGAUAGAAGAGUUUGAUGCUAAGGCAGAAAAUGCAAGACUUCACAUGGUGCUAGACAGAGAAUAUGCUCAGUCAAUAUUUGGGACUACAAUCUCCCGACCUUCAGUACGUAGCCACCGCUCAAGCUGUUUAUCGGAGCAGCAAAGCAUCAAUGUAAAAAGGCAGAGUGUGCUGCACAGCUUGCCGCGAAGCAGGCCGAGAUAGAAAUGGAGGAGGCUAUUGCUACACAAAGGCAAGAGCUUAAAAGACUAGAAAAUCAGCGAGAUCUUCAGGUCAUAACUGCAAAGCUAAAAGCUUAUUCUCAAGCAGAUUCAAGUGAAGUCUGUGGAGAAGUCAAAAGUGCACACAGUGAGGUAGUCAGUUGUCCUCCGUUAGCUCCUGAAGAAAUCGUACCACAGCAAACCUACAAGAAUAAUAACAAUGAACAACCAAACAAUAAUAACAAUGAGUCAUUGUUAAUGCAAGCAUUGCAUGACACAAUGGUCCUCACCAGACUUCCUGCACCUGAACCCCCAGUCUUCUCAGGGGACCCACUUAAGUUCUUAGAGUGGAGCACUAGUUUCAAAGCUUUGAUAGAACGGCGAUGCACAAAUCCAGCCGACAGGUUGUUCUACCUACGCAAAUACAUCAGUGGAGAAGCAUGGUCUGUAUUGGAGGGAAGCUUUUACAGAAAAGAUGACCAAGCAUAUGACCAAGCUUGGGAAGCUUUGAAUGCUCGGUAUGGUCACCCCUUUGUAAUUCAGCGUGCAUUUAGGGAAAAACUGAACAAAUGGCCAAAGAUUGGUUCAAGAGAGUCGCUUAAAAUGAGACAAUUCAGUGAUUUUCUGACAGCCUGCAGCAAUGCUAUGCCAUACAUCAAAGAACUGCAGGUGUUAAAUGACUGUGAAGAGAAUCAAAAAUUGCUCCGAAAACUUCCUGACUGGGUGACUUCUCGUUGGAAUCGUCAUGUCACGGUGCAGUUACGGCAAACAGAAGAAUAUCCAAGCUUCAAACAAUUUGCUGACUUUGUUAUACAAGAAGCGGAAGUUGCAUGCAAUCCCAUAACAUCAUUUAAUGCCUUGAAACACACUGAAGCUAGAGACAUGAAGCGUCCAAAGGUUAAUGCAUACAUCACAAGUGUGGAAGCAUCAGACAGAACAACCACAGGAUACAGCAAAGUGGAGAACCAUUCAAAUGAGGCUGAUAUAGAAAGAAAAGCACAUGCAUUGCCAUCAAACUCAGUCAUAUGUAUUUGCUGUGGAGAAAGCCAUUCUAUUCACAAAUGCCAGACCUUUGCUAAAAUGUAUGUGGAAAACAAGAUAAAGUUCAUACUUGACAAUAACCUGUGUUUUGGCUGUCUCAGAGGAGGACACAAUGCAAAAGACUGUAAGCGCAAGGCGACUUGUGGGGUUUGUAAAAAACAUCAUCCAACAGCUCUUCAUGAAGACCGUCCAACAACUGCAGUGAACACAUCAUCACAUAGAAUGCAGGCAGAAGAAAACAUAUCUGCACUUUCUUGCUGCAUGGACAAAAGAGAUGGUGGGAGCACAUCCAUGAUAGUCCCUGUGUGGGUUUCUUCAACCACCACUCCAGAGAGAGAGACCUUAGUGUAUGCUUUAUUAGAUACGCAGAGUAGCAACACUUUUGUAGAUCAAGAGGUGUGUGAGGAGAUGGGGAUGAGUUUAGAGCCAGUGAAAUUAAAGCUAACCACUAUGAUGGGAAGAGAUUCCAUUGUUCAGAGCGAAAGGGUUAGUGGGCUCAGAGUUAGAGGGUUUUACUCCAAAGUCUUUAUCAAUUUGCCACUUGCCUAUACCAGAGACUUCAUCCCACUUGAACGUUCACACAUUCCCACCUCUGAAACUGCCAAGAGAUGGAAACAUCUAAUCAGAAUAGCACAGGAGAUGCCCGAGUUAAUGGAUUGCAAGGUUGGGCUGUUAAUAGGCUACGACUGUUCUAGAGCACUGGCACCACGGCAAGUAAUCGCGGGGGGUGACGAAGAGCCAUAUGCAAUCAAGACAGACCUGGGCUGGAGCAUUGUUGGCAGUUCACAAAAAAUGGCAACAUUAACAGAAGUGACAGGCCUGUGCCAUCGCUUAUCUGUUAAGGAGCUUCCACUUCUGACACCAGCCACCAUCAUCAGAGUACUUGAGUCAGAUUUCAAAGACACAGCUUCUGGAGAAAAGAGCAUAUCACAAGAUGACAUACAGUUCAUGCAUCUGCUAAAUGAGGAAAUACACCAGAAUGCUGACGGGCACCUAGAGAUGCCACUUCCCUUUAAGGCACGCCCUCAGCUGCCAGAAAAUAAGCGUCUGGCUCUGGUGCGACUUAAGCACCUGAAAGGGAAGUUUGAGAAAACCCCCAAAUUUAAGAACGAUUAUGUAAGGUUCAUGGACAAUGUCUUCAAGGAAGGUGAUGCUGAAAGAGCUGAAGAUGAUCCCAGAGAAGGAAAUACGUGGUACAUUCCACAUCAAGGCAUCUAUCACCCAAGAAAACCAGAAAAAAUCAGGGUUGUGUUUGACUGCUCUGCAAAGUACAGUGGCACAGCUCUGAAUGAUUACCUCUUGACCGGACCGGACCUCAUCAACAGUUUGACUGGUGUACUCUGCAGAUUUCGCCAACACCCUAUUGCAAUAAUCUGUGAUGUAGAGAAGAUGUUUCACAGAUUUCAUGUAAACAGAGAAGACAGAAAUUACUUGCGAUUCCUGUGGUGGGAAAACGGUGAAACAAACACAGAGCCAAAGGAAUAUCGCAUGAAAGUCCAUCUUUUUGGGGCAGCAUCCUCACCAGGCUGCGCAAAUUAUGCAAUGAAGUAUCUUGCAAGCCAAAAUGAAAGGGAACAUCCGACAGCAGCCAACUUCAUCAGAAGUAGCUUCUAUGUUGAUGAUGGGCUAGUCAGUUAAAAACUGUGAAUGCAGCCAUUGAACUAGUGAGAGAUGUGCGGAAGGUGUGUGCGAAGGCAAGAUUACGACUUCACAAGUUCAUAUCCAACAACAGAGAAGUCCUGGAGUCAAUUCCAAAUAGUGAACGAGCUAGUGGAGCCCAGGAUGUGGACAUCAGUCAUCAUGAACUCCCAGUUCAGACUGUGUUGGGAGUAAGGUGGAGUGUAAGCUGUGACACCUUCUCCUUUAAAGUUGCCCUGGAGGAGAAACCAGUAUCACGACGGGGAAUUCUUUCCAUUAUCGCCUCUGUGUUUGACCCAUUAGGCUUCUUGGCUCCUUUCCUUCUAAUAGGAAAGAAAAUUCUACAGGAAAUGUGUCUAAAGAGCAUUGGAUGGGAUGAGCCACUGCCUGGUGAAUUGAAGCCACAAUGGGAGAGUUGGGUCACUGAUCUGAAGAACCUGCAGCAACUCUAAAUCCCAAGAUGCUUUGUACCUGAAAACCUUGGAAAAGUCCAAAGAAUAGAACUCCACCACUUUUCAGAUGCGAGCAAUCGCGGGUAUGGUCAGUGCUCAUAUGUCCGGGUGAUGAGUGAAGACAGAGUGCAUUGCUCCUUAGUCAUGGGCAAAGCACGAGUUGCACCCACGAGAGUUGUAACCAUACCAAGGCUGGAAUUAACAGCAGCAGUGGUGUCUGCAGCAGUCAGCAGAAUGCUAAAAGAGGAACUGGAGCUCAAAAUUGAUCAAGAGUAUUUCUGGUCUGAUUCAUGGGUGGUUUUGGGCUGCAUUAACAACGAAGCCCGCAGAUUUCAUGUUUUUGUUGCUAAUAGAGUGCAAAGAAUCAGAGAAGCAACUGAUCCAGCAUAGUGGCACUAUGUUGACACCAAUCAAAAUCCAGCGGAUCACGCUUCCAGAGGCCUCACAGUGGCAGAACUGAUCAGUUCAAACUGGCUCACUGGAGCUCAUUUCCUGUGGGAAAGAGGGUUUGUCACACCAGACUCAACUCCAGACCUUCUGGUAGGUGAUCCAGAGGUCAAAACGACACAAAUACUACAAACAAAGGUAGUAGAGGACAGGAACUUCUUGGAGCGACUCAAAAGGUUCUCAAAAUGGCAUACAGCAGUAAAUGUAGUUGCUAGGAUUCAGCAACUAGCCAAAAAAGCCAGAAUACAAGUAGGAAAUAGAAAACUAUCGAAAGAGGGUGAAAGGCUCAAUAAACCAUCCACUCUUGAACACCCUAUACAUAAAUUAGUGGUCCUAAUAGAGAGUAAUUAGAAUGUUCCAGUGGAACUUCUGUAAAUGUAUAUGGGAUGGUUAAAAUAUUAGACUUGACUUGCAAGAUUGUCACAACUGUUUGGUUCUGAAAAUUUCUAGAUUUAUUCAAAUUAUUAGCAGUUCAUAAAUCUUAGUAAUUUGGUGGGAGUGUAACGGUCCCUGAGACAGUUAAAAUAAAGUUGUUUAUUUCAAAUGUUUCUGUGAUAGAGAGAUGCUUAAUUUGGUUCAUUUAAUUACUAGAUAAGAUGAUAAAAGUGUAACAAUGAUUAAAAAACAUGUUUAAAAUAUGUGAUUAAAAAAUAUGGGUUUGUUAAAUAUGUAACGUGCUGUAAAGUUUGUAUGAGGUAGAGUUUGUAAUGGUCACAUGAUCAGAGUUUGGUUUAGAGCGCAACCAUAGCAACUGUAACUGCUGUUGUAACUGCAACUGUAACAUAGCAUGGAUACAUGGCUACAGAUGCGUCUAUAGCCUCGACGUUAAUGUCAUUCUGCAUGUGGUCCAAGAGGCACACACGGUAUGGUUUCAUGUAUAAUGUUUGUAUAAUGUUGCAUAUGUGUUCUACACUGGUAAUGAGAGGACAUUUUUGUGAUUCAUUAUUGCGCAUUUUCUUUCUGUUCUGCUUGCUCGAGACUGUUUAUGGACAAUGAUAUGAGAGACUGAUAAGUUAAAACAGUUAUGGUGUAAACUUUGUGUUUCUUCAGUUUUCACGGUGUCUGAAGACAAUAAGAGAGAGAGAGAGAGAGAGAGAGAGAGCAAAAUAAACAUCCGAAGACAUCA
Messenger RNA from Nothobranchius furzeri (turquoise killifish), 7959 nucleotides. NCBI's taxonomy places the organism in Eukaryota, Metazoa, Chordata, Actinopteri, Cyprinodontiformes, Nothobranchiidae. The record is from RefSeq and is a predicted model, not a curated record.